UGUAUUUUACUUUAAAACAAGUAAUUGCAAUUGUUGUUUAUUUAGUUGAAAAAGAUUAAACGCGAUGUAUUUUUUAUGGAUAAUCAUUUUGAUAAAAAUCACAAUGGGAAAAUGUCAAUAUAACAAUACUUCGAUAAUUGAACGGACUUCGAGCGAAAUAAAAUGUCCAGUACAAACUUUGAUAAAAAUUGAGAGUGCUACAUUCAGUCCAACUCUUUCAAACUGUCCAUAUUGUCAAAAUAAGAAUUUAAAAAAUUGUUCACAAAAUAUUACUGAAAUGGUUCAAAAUGUAUGUGACGGAAAAGCUAAUUGUGUUGUUCAAUCCACUGUAGAUCUAUAUGGUGAUCCAUGUAGUGGCUUCACAAAAUACGCCAACAUUUUCUACCAAUGUAAACCAGAGGGUGCUUGGUCCUCGUGGGGCAAUUGGUCUGUUUGUAAUGCUGCAUACGGUUUUGGAUUAAUGAACCGUUCAAGAGAUUGCAAUAUGUCAUAUUAUGCUUUACCAUGGUGUUCUGGUAUCAAAAAUGAAGUAAAAGACUGUUUUGUAAAUCUAACAAAUGCAGCUUUGAUAAUUGAAUGGUCAUUAAAGGAAAUAAUAUGUCCAGUUCAAACUUUGAUAAAAAUUGAGGAUGCUACAUUCAGUCCGGUUCUUACAAACUGUGCUUACUGUCAAAAUAAAAAUGUGCAAAACUGUUCACAAAACAUUACUGGAAUUGUUCAAAAAAAGUGUGACAGGAACAAUUAUUGUGUUAUUCAAUCCAAUGUAAACUUAUAUGGCGACCCGUGUGUGGGGUUUACUAAAUACACUAAUGUUUUGUACUUUUGUUAUUCAGAAGAUUUUAGCGAAGAACUUUGGAAUGUUUCUAAUAUAGUCACACUUAAUGGAUAUCUUUUAAAGAUGAACUUGCAAAUUUAUGCUGUAAUAAAAUCUUUGUUAAACGUUCACUUGGAAUUUGAGUAUUUUUUUCCACCAUUUAUUACUUUCACAGCUGAAAGUGUUAUUCAAAGCUUUGUAAGGACUAACGCUAAUCGAAUGAAAUACUAUUUCAACGGAAGUAUCAAUUCUUUUAAACCAUUCAGUUAUAGUUUUAAUGCUACUAUCGUUUGUUCUAAGUGUCCUUUGCCUGGUCUAUUUAUAUUAGACAUCCCUUUAAAAGUUUCAACUCAAGUGGAGGCUGGUAGUCGUAUAACAUUAUUUAAAACCUUUAGAAAUGCUGUUGAGUGCUUCAGCAGUCUAAAAAUUCCUAUUGUUGCAGAUGUUCUAAACGAAAGUUACGGUCGUGGAAUUUAUUGGAAUGCUGAAAAUUCUUGUAUAUAUGUAUGCAUGAACCAGCAUGUGCCAAGUGCAAAAGUAGCGUGUUUUUUUUCACGUGACGAAGGCAGAUUUUGGUCAGUCGUUAGUCUACUCAACAUUAAUCAACCGCUAUCAAUAACGCUACCGACGACGCUAUUGACUACGCUAAUCUGCUUAAUAUCGAAAAACAAACAUAUCUAAGUAACAUUUUCAGUCAAGAAUUAGGGUUGGGUCUGACAACAAGAUUCUUACAAACUUUAUUGAAUAAACCAAAUACUUUUACAACUUCCAGUUUUUUAAAGCUAUUGUUGACUUAUAAAAGAAAGUAUUGGUUAAAUACUUUGAUCUAAAAACUGAAUAGCGCAUCUCUAAUAUCAAUAAAAACUGAAUAGCGCAUCUCUAAUAUCAAAAAUGAAGCUAAUUUUGUCAUAUUGGAACGUCCCAAAACACUAAACGGAAUUUGAAAACUCAGAGAUAGCGCUUAAAGAUUUGUUUAUUUUGUGCCUUUGACUUCUUAAAUAUUUAUUCAACCAACCCAGCUAGCACACUUACAUUGGGCCAACGUAUGUAAAACCAACGCGAACGUCGGCCCUUUUUUCCAACGUUGAUCCAAUGUCAUUUGGUUUAUGAUAAAAUUAUUACCAACGAAACUAAAAAUAUCUGACCAAUUUACAUUGGCCCAAUGUAUGUAAAAACAUAUCAAACCACAAUCAACUCAAACAUGAUUUUUGUUCCGAUGAUCAAGCGUAUUCGAUCUUAACAAUUUAUAUAUUAACUGUACAUGAUAAUAUAUGUAUUUAUUAUUAUUAUUAUUUUAUUUAUUUAACACCCAAUUUACAAA
Molecule: messenger RNA, 2135 nt
Organism: Hydra vulgaris (swiftwater hydra)
Lineage: Eukaryota; Metazoa; Cnidaria; Hydrozoa; Anthoathecata; Hydridae
Source: RefSeq, a predicted model, not a curated record